Tyto alba (common barn owl) is the source of this 4325-nucleotide messenger RNA. It is a transcript of the gene PAXBP1, whose product is annotated as PAX3 and PAX7 binding protein 1. NCBI's taxonomy places the organism in Eukaryota, Metazoa, Chordata, Aves, Strigiformes, Tytonidae. The transcript is spliced from 18 exons. Bases 78 to 2987 code for a protein of 969 amino acids. The record is from RefSeq and is a predicted model, not a curated record. Gene Ontology annotation, molecular function: DNA binding. Gene Ontology annotation, cellular component: nucleus. Gene Ontology annotation, biological process: positive regulation of transcription by RNA polymerase II; mRNA splicing, via spliceosome.
GGCCGCGGCGCGGGGUGGCGGGAGCGGGCGGUGCCGGCGCCGGUGGGGCGCGGCGCGGGGGGUCGGUGCUCGGCGGGAUGUUCCGCAAGGCGCGGCGGGUGAACGUGCGGAAGCGGAACGACUCGGAGGAGGAGGACGAGGAGCGCGACGAGGAGCCGCCUCAGGAGCCGGCGCCGCCGGCCGCCGGGGCGGCGGGGGAAGGGCCCGGCGAGGCCUCCAUGGCGCUGGCGGCGGGCCCCGGGCUCCUGCCGCUGCCCGCCGGCUGCGUGCCCCUCGCCCUGCCCGGCAGCCCCGCCGCUUUCGCCUGCGCCGCGGGCUACGGCGCGGCCCUCGGCUUGGGGCUGGGCUUGGUGGGAGGCGACCGGGCAGGCCUGGGGGCUCUGCCGCCGCCCGCCCUCCUGCCCCCGCCACCGCCGCCGCAGCAGCAGGGCAACGGGCUGCCGGCGGCCGGGCGCCCCAAGGAGAAGAAGCGGCCGCGGGAGAACAAAGAAGUGCCGCGGGCCAGCCUGCUCAGCUUCCAGGACGAGGAGGAGGAAACUGAAGAAGUUUUUAAAGUGAAGAAAUCAAGUUACAGCAAAAAGAUUGUAAAACAACUGAAGAAAGAAUACAAAGAAGAUCUUGAAAAGUCAAAAGUUAGAACAGAGGUCAAUUCUCCAACAGAUGGUAACUGCAAAACUAACAGUAACUUUUGUAAUGGAAAAGUCGAACCACCACUAGAAAAGGCAGGACAAAUUAAGGAUUUAGGUCAAGAAGAUGGGACAGCAAACAGUGAGCAUGGUGAAGAAGAAAUGGAAGUUGAAAGUGAGAAGGAAGAAGAAAAACCAAAAUCUGGUGGGGCUUUUUCAAGUGCUCUGUCAUCACUGAAUGUUCUCCGCCCAGGAGAAAUUCCAGAUGCUGCUUUUAUUCAUGCCGCUAGGAAAAAGCGUCAAAUGGCUCGUGAACUUGGAGACUUUACCCCUGUUGACAGUGAACCAGGUAAAAGCCGCCUUGUUCGAGAAGAUGAAAAUGAUGCCAGUGAUGAUGAAGAUGAUGACGAGAAGAGGAGGAUAGUUUUUACAGUGAAGGAAAAAUCCCAAAGGCAAAAGAUUGCUGAGGAAAUAGGUAUUGAGGGAAGCGAUGAUGAAGCACUGGUGGCAGGGGAGCAAGAUGAAGAACUCAGUAGAUGGGAGCAAGAACAGAUACGGAAAGGAAUCAACAUACCUCAGGUUCAACCAAGUCAGCCUGCUGAAGUGAAUAAUCUGUACUACCAGAACACUUACCAGACACUGUCUUAUGGUUCAUCAUACGGCAUUCCAUACACUUAUGCUGCGUAUGGAUCAUCGGAAACAAAAUCUCAAAAAACAGAUAAUACAGUUCCUUUCAAAACUCCCAGUAAUGAGAUGACUCCUGUUACUAUUGAUUUGGUAAAGAAACAGCUUAAAGACAGGUUGGACUCUAUGAAAGAAUUGCACAAAGCUAAUCGGCAGCAAUAUGAGAAACAUCAGCAAAGCCGAGAGGACUCUACCAAGGCAAUUGAAAGAUUAGAAGGGUCUUCUGGGGGUAUUGGUGAACAGUAUAAGUUUUUGCAAGAAAUGCGAGGGUAUGUCCAAGACUUGCUUGAGUGUUUCAGUGAAAAGGUGCCUCUGAUUAACGAACUUGAGUCUGCAAUGCACCAGCUGUACAAACAGCGAGCUUCCCGCCUUGUCCAAAGACGACAAGAUGAUAUUAAAGAUGAAUCUUCGGAGUUUUCAAGCCAUUCAAAUAAAGCACUGAUGGCACCAAAUCUUGAAUCUUUCGGACGAGACAGAGUGAUCUAUCAAGAACAAGUAAAGCGUCGGACUGCAGAAAGAGAGGCUAGAAGAGCUCGUCGUAGACAAGGAAGAGAGCAAACUGGUAAGAUGGCAGAUCACCUUGAAGGCCUUUCCAGCGAUGAUGAGGAAACUUCAACAGAUAUUACAAACUUCAACAUGGAGCGAGAUCGUAUACUGAAAGAAUCCAGCAAAGUUUUCGAAGAUGUUUUGGAAAGCUUUUAUUCAAUUGAUUGUAUUAAGUCACAGUUUGAAGCUUGGCGCUCAAAGUACUUUGCUUCUUAUAAGGAUGCUUAUAUUGGCCUCUGUUUACCAAAGUUAUUUAACCCUUUAAUCAGACUUCAGCUGCUUAUCUGGACUCCUUUGGAGGGCAAGUGUCGAGAUUUUGAGACUAUGUUGUGGUUUGAAUCGUUGCUGUUUUAUGGCUGUGAAGAACAGGAGCAAGUGAAAGAUGAUGCUGAUAUUUCACUAUUGCCUACCAUUGUAGAGCGAGUUGUCCUUCCUAAAUUAACAGUGAUUUCUGAAAACAUCUGGGAUCCUUUUUCUACCACACAAACAUCUAGAAUGGUAGCAAUUGUACAGAAACUAGUAGAUGGAUAUCCUUCAGUUGUGAAUGCAGAAAACAAAAAUACUCAAAUGCUUUUAAAGGCAUUGUUGCUAAGAAUGAGGAGAACACUAGAUGAUGAUGUAUUCAUGCCCUUAUACCCAAAAAACAUCUUAGAAAACAAGAACUCUGGUCCAUAUUUGUUUUUCCAACGUCAGUUUUGGUCCUCUGUUAAGUUGUUAGGAAACUUUCUCCAAUGGUAUGGAAUCCUUUCGAACAAAACCCUCCAGGAACUGUCAAUAGAUGGUCUGCUAAACAGAUAUAUUCUUAUGGCUUUUCAAAACUCUGAGUGUGGAGAGGACAGCAUUAAGAAAGCUCAAAGUGUAAUUGCUUGCUUUCCUAAACAGUGGUUCACUAAUCUAAAAGGAGACAAGACUAUUUCUCAACUAGAAAACUUUUGUAGAUACCUUGUUCAUCUGGCUGAUACAAUUUAUAGAAACAGCAUCGGUUGCUCUGAUGUAGAGAAAAGAAAUGCGAGGGAGCACAUAAAGCAGAUCAUAAAACUUCUAGCAAGUAUCCGAGCACUGGAUCAUGCUGUGACAGUUGCAAAUGAUCACAACGUAAAAGAGUUAAAGAUUUUAAUAGAAGGAAAAUAGACUUUUCAGACAACUCAUUUUGAGCUUUAAAACCAUUCCUGAUGUGUAAUUUAUGUACAUAUGUAAAGUUUCUUAAACUGUAAAGUAUUGAUCUUUGUUUUAAUACAAAGUGCAUUCUUAUAUACAGCAUCCUUAAAAAAAAAAAAAAAAAAAGACUUAUUUGAAAACAAAAAUGGAAUCCCAAGAUUGUCAUCUUUCCAGAAAUCAGAUUUUCCUGAAAGUUUCUCAAAAUCUUGUUUACAAAAAUACUUUGUACCCAUGAUUAGUAGUCAUCUACUCCUGUUAAUUGUUCCAUGGUUAACUGGAAUGUGUAUAAUAUAUUAUGUGUAAUACAAUGUAUGCAUAUAUUUAUACCACCAUGUUGCUUUCACACUGGAUAUAGGGAUCUUGUACUGUUGGAAUAAGCUUUUCAUUUGCUAAAAAAUAAUAAUUUUGACAAUAAAAUGAUCAUAGUAUUGUUCAAAAGGGCUGGCAAAACAUUCAAAUAUAUGAAAAUUAUUUGAGCUAAAGUCCUUUAAAAAGCAGUAUUUGGAAUAUGGAACUCUUAAGGCUGUUCUUAGAAACAAAGCAGAAAGGAAAACCCAAAUCAAUGCUUAUUUUUUUUUUUUUUAAUACAGGUAUACAGUGAGAACUUACGAUUCUUGCGCAAGUAUACAUGACAGCACUCCCUAAGCCCCAAACACCUUUCAUUUUGUAGGAAUAGUAGUUUACCCAUGAACUCUGGGCCCUUGUUCCUUGUGCACGGUGGUUAUUUCACUGUUUGUGUUAAGGUUUUUGUUUUGUUUUGUUUUUUAUUGUAACUUCAUACAUGGAACCUGUUUCUUCUGAUUGGUAUGGCUAAAGAUGUCAAACAAAAUGGAGGUGAAGAAAAAUUGAUAUCCUAUGAUUUGAAGUAUUUGUAUUUUGGUAAAUAUUGUUACACUUCCCCCUAAAUACUGUCUAAGAACAGUCUUGCCAAAAAAAAAGCAUUUAAUUUAAAUGUAAAUUAUAAAGAAAACACUUUAAAAAUCUGGUGAUUUACAUUGGAACACUAGUGACUUGAUCUUGGGGUCCAAGGCAUGGGAACAGCUGUAAUAGCCUUGGAUUAAGAGCUAUUUCCAGGUGUGCCCUACUUUUUUGGGGAACUGUAGCAAUAAAUUGGCAUACUGAAUAACAUAGGAAUCAUUGUAUUUUAUGCUCAUGUCAUGUGCUAUAAAUGAGUAUAUUAAAAAUGUACUAUUUGUAACAUGCACAUUUCAUUUGGACACCGAACAAUUGUUUUUCUGAACUGUUGGGAUUGGAAUAUGUUCAGAAAUACCUGCUUUUAAAAAUUGUUUCAAUAAACUCGUCUGUCAAGGA